Messenger RNA from Racocetra persica, 209 nucleotides. Lineage: Eukaryota; Fungi; Glomeromycota; Glomeromycetes; Diversisporales; Gigasporaceae. The record is from the annotation of a GenBank genome assembly.
CAUUGAAAAUUUACCUCUUGUCAAUUCUAAUAGUUUGUUAUUAAGAAUUCGUGCAGCUAUCUAUUUAUCUUUAGAUGAGCUUUGGGAUAUACCUUCAGAUUUGGCUUUGAUCGCACCAAAUCAAUUGGAUCAUGCCAAAAAAUUACUUGAGCAAUCUUAUACCAAAAUGAAAAUGGCUUUUGAAUUAUUAAAUUUAAAUAAUCAUUCAG